Molecule: messenger RNA, 1526 nt
Organism: Hyalella azteca
Lineage: Eukaryota; Metazoa; Arthropoda; Malacostraca; Amphipoda; Hyalellidae
Gene: Uev1A
Product: ubiquitin-conjugating enzyme E2 variant 2
Exons: 2
Coding region: 122-556 (144 amino acids)
Biological process (GO): DNA damage tolerance; protein K63-linked ubiquitination
Cellular component (GO): nucleus
Source: RefSeq, a predicted model, not a curated record
AAUGUCAUUUUAUUAAGUUUACCCAUCAAAGAAAUUUUUUAAUUUCAUCAGUUUGCCUUUUGCUCAAUUACUUCGCAGUGGAAGACGCUUCAUUGAGUUGAGGCUGAGCUUCUGAUCAGGCAUGACGUCCGCGACACACCAGCCCGUUGUUCCUCGCAACUUCAGACUCCUGGAGGAGCUAGAAGCAGGACAGAAGGGUGUUGGUGAUGGCACCAUCAGCUGGGGCCUUGAAGACGACUCCGACAUGAGCCUCAGCCACUGGACAGGCAUGAUCAUCGGUCCUCCUCGUACCAAUUUUGAGAACCGCAUGUACUCGCUCAAAAUUCAAUGUGGACCCAAUUAUCCAGAUCAACCUCCUAGUAUUUCUUUUGUCAAUCGAAUCAACAUGCAAGGAGUUAACAGUCAAACUGGAGUUGUGGAUAAGCGGCAAGUUUGUGUUUUGUUACGAUGGCAGAGGUCGUACACCAUUAAGACCGUCCUACACGAGCUCAGGAGACUAAUGACUCAGAAAGAGAACAUGAAACUUGCUCAGCCUCCUGAGGGAACCUUUUAUUAGCGUUAGCGUAGUUGAUGACAAGUGGCCAUUUUACCGGGAAACGUACAUAUGUGGCGUCUGCUAGCUGUUCAUUCAUGAAUUUGUAAUUGCUUGAAUGCAAGGAGGAUCCUUCAUUUGGUAAUAAAAUACACCAAUUUCAUAUCACCUGAGAAUGUCGAACAACCUUAAAAACUUCAAGUUGUCACCAUACGUCAAUGCAAAUCCUGUGCGUAAUCUAAAUGAUGAAAAUAGAGCAUCUGGUAUACCUACCUCAAUUCCCGUGCAAACCUGUCGCGCAUAUCAUUUCUAGCCAAGUCAAAUGGUCACACUCUUGGUAGAUUCUCUAUCUUGACUGAUGCAAUAAGUGUCGAGGAAAGGUUGACAACACAAUUUUCCAUCAAUAAUAAAUGCUUCGAAAUAUAUUACUGUUCAAAUCAUGGGGUAUACGAUUAUAUUUAUUGUGAGGGGGGGGGGUUCUUGAACUGACACUUGGGCCGUUUGUUAGCCAACACCUUUGGCAAUCGCUUUUUGCUAAAAUGCGAGUCAGCUAUUCUAGCAAAUUUUUUUUUUGUUGCUAGAAUGAGAAUCAGCUAUUGUUCAAGAGCUUCGUGGUUUGUCUGGACGUCAGGCAAUGGGCUCAGAACCACCCGAUUUGUUCCGCAGUAUAGGCAAUCAACUGUCACUACCGUAAAACGUCCACGGGAUAAGUAUCCUCUAUGCAUCGCUUAAAAUUUGUACGAUCAAAAGAACGUUAUUCACAGUCUAGCGAUUCUCUUUUCGAUAUAUCAUACCAUUAUUUUUAAUCUAUCCCAGGACUUGGUACGUUGCAUGUAUUUCUGCUUCAAUUUAUUGAAAACCGCUCGAGUUGCUAAUUUGGAAUACAAUGCAGUCCAAAGUAAAUUGCGUGCAUAAUUUACUACGACCCAGUUAUUCAUCCGAUGUGUUUGCAUGUGGAGCGUAACUUGUUCAGUAAAAGUUUUCAAGACUCAAA